Molecule: messenger RNA, 1959 nt
Organism: Chanos chanos (milkfish)
Lineage: Eukaryota; Metazoa; Chordata; Actinopteri; Gonorynchiformes; Chanidae
Gene: eomesb
Product: eomesodermin homolog b
Exons: 6
Coding region: 1-1959 (652 amino acids)
Biological process (GO): endodermal cell fate specification; positive regulation of DNA-templated transcription; regulation of transcription by RNA polymerase II
Cellular component (GO): chromatin; nucleus
Molecular function (GO): DNA-binding transcription factor activity, RNA polymerase II-specific; RNA polymerase II cis-regulatory region sequence-specific DNA binding
Source: RefSeq, a predicted model, not a curated record
AUGUUACUUGGAGAAGGUACAGCACUUAACACAGCCAUUCACUUGCCGAAGACGUUUUAUAACUCUUUCUCCCUGGAGAGUAAAAGGUGCAGCACCAGUUCGACGCAGCUUGGCGUUCAGGUAGACUGUGCGGAGCCUGAACAAGAGAACGGACCGCGUAACUCACUGACAAGCGGUGUUAAUAUUAUGCCAGGUGAAGGAGAGAGUGAUACCCUGUCCUUGCCUAGUGCUAUGGAGGGAAGGAAAAGUUCGCCUUCCACCUGCGAAGAAGAUCUGUCCAACAACGACCGGUGCGGUACAGAUGCCUCAAAUCGAUGUUUUAUUUCACCAUCCUCUCAACCGUCGCAAGAUAUUGCGAGUCCGUGCUCACUCUUUCCUUACGCAGGCCAACCUGGAACUGUCUAUGCUGGAUCAGAUGGGUCGAGAUACUCUGCCUCGCUCCACUACGGUUCCGUCCUGCCAUCGUCGGGAUUUCCCUCAUCAGUCUGCGCAGGACGCAAUCACUUUGGUUCGAGUUAUCAGUUCGGACAUGGCUCGGGUUGCAUAUAUCCUUCGUACGCAGGGGCAGGUUCUGGUCUCGACCCUAUGACCCUACGUGCUGCAGGAACUGGAAUGAGAGCUCAAGUCUACCUCUGCAAUCGGCCACUAUGGCUCAAGUUCCACCGACAUCAGACAGAGAUGAUAAUUACGAAACAGGGAAGGCGCAUGUUUCCCUUCCUCAGUUUUAAUAUUACCGGACUGAGCCUCAGUGCGCACUAUAACGUAUUCGUGGAGAUAGUUUUGGCCGAUCCAAACCACUGGAGAUUUCAAGGAGGAAAAUGGGUGACUUGUGGAAAAGCAGAUAAUAAUAUGCAAGGUAAUAAGAUAUAUGUCCACCCCGAAUCUCCGAACACGGGCGCGCAUUGGAUGAGACAAGAGAUUUCCUUUGGCAAGCUGAAACUCACAAAUAACAAAGGAGCCAAUAAUAAUAACACACAGAUGAUUGUCCUUCAAUCUCUACACAAGUACCAACCCAGACUACACAUUGUCGAGGUAACUGAGGAUGGUGUGGAGGAAAUGAGCAGGGAUUCCAAGAGUCAGAUCUUUACCUUUCCCGAGAACCAGUUCAUCGCCGUCACAGCAUAUCAGAACACUGAUAUCACACAACUUAAAAUUGACCACAAUCCCUUUGCCAAAGGUUUCAGGGAUAACUAUGAUUCGAUGUAUACGGCCCCAGAAGCAGAAAGACUGACUCCUUCACCCACAGACUCGCCUCGCUCACACCAGAUUGUGCCAGGAGCACGUUAUGCCAUGCAGCCUUUCCUUCAGGAUCAAUUUGUCAAUAACCUGCCCCAAAGUCGUUUUUAUAACGGCGAGCGUACUGUACCUCAAACAAAUGGCCUGCUGUCCCCACAGCCGGAAGAUGCUGCCAACACGCAGAGGUGGUUUGUAACUCCAAUGCAACAAGCAGGCACGAAUAAAUUAGAUCUGACUACAUACGACGGCGAAUACUCUAGCAGCCUUCUGCCAUAUAGUUUAAAGUCAUUGCCUCUCCAGAGCCCUCACUCUCUCGGCUACUACUCUGACUCUGCGUUUGCCUCUAUGACAACGGGAUGGGGGUCCAGAAGUGCUUAUCAAAGAAAAAUUGCCGCUAGUCUACCAUGGUCCCCAAGACCAAGUCCCACUGAUUUCUUAGAUGAUCACAUUUCUGACAAGGACAAGACCAGGGAGGAAGGGGCUGCUGGUUCGGCCUCAUCUUGGAUGGAGACCCCACCUCCUCUAAAACCACUGGACUCAAUGGACGCUAAUGUUUAUUCUGUUGUAUGCAAGAGAAGGCGGAUUUCACCCAACAACUCCAGCACAGAGAAUUCUCCCACAAUUAAGUGUGAGGACUUGAAUACAUCUGACUACAGCAAAGACAUCUCGUCCUCUUCUUCCACAAAAAGUAUGGGCUACUAUGCCUUUUACACUAGCACUUAG